AUGCAAUGGACCCAAAAGAUGGUUGCUACAAACUCCACUACCGCACAGACUGGAAGGACUUUAGGAGAGCGUGAGGACGGUUUAGAAAGUGAAGACAUUCAGAGAAUUUUGUCCGUUUCCCUACUGGACGAGCACGCCCCCGAGUGCAACACGGAAGGCGGUGAAAGCUCACUCACGGAUGAAGAGGAGAGUGAAGCCGAAAGCGACAGCUCCGAUGAAAAUGAAGAUAACAACCACAUAGACAAGCUUCGCCAUGAGCUCGAAAAGGCGGUGCCGGGUGGGUUUCGGCACAGACAGCUGAGCAUGCUCCUGCGAAACGCUCAAACACAGCACAAAGCCAUCCAAGAUCGUCAAAUCGCCGGACGUCGACGAUAUCUAGUAAAUUUGGGAGUGACCAGCAAAUCGCAGGCAGAUCGACUGAUUACGCAUCCCGACGAGCCACUACCAACCGACCUCGCUCGCAGAGAACAUUUGGCCUUGAAUGAUAGGGCAGAACGUCUCGAAAAGCAAAGGGAAAGAGAUGAGCAAGAGAAAGUAAAAAAAGCAUUCUCUAAUCCGUGGCUGUUAGAAAUAGAAAAAGAGAUGGCCGAGAACAAUAUGCGUUUAGAGAGAGGCACAGACCCCGACAUGAGUGCAACACUGACGAGUCUUUUAGAGAUUGAUUGUGAGAAACUCCGCGCAUUUCACGAAAAACAAGGUACCAUUCGCCUGCAGAUGGCCGUGGAAAAAAGGAAAGAAAUCUAUGUGAAACGUGGAUUAGUGGAUCCUAGGUACGCGAGUUCCAUUAGAGAUGUGUACUCACCCUUACCGGUUAUCGUCGAAGGUAGCAACCAAAACAUGUCCAGACCAACGGCUUCAAACGACCAUGGUAAUACGCGAAAGACACCAUCUUACGACCCGCCUGAGGACACGCACCAGACGAUGUUUACUCCACCUACGAGCCAGGAGGCCGUCGAAUCGGAGAGCGAGGACAUGUUCAUUACACCGAAGACACCUUGUUACGAGCCCUCAUUUGAUGAAAGCAUUUGCACAGGCUCUUCACCAUUACUGAGGCGAGUACCCUCACCUGACAACAGACCUUCGAAGCGAGCAAGCCUCUCGAGAAGCCAAACAACCGAGGGACAGAAGCGGGUGACUACCUUUUUCAGUUCGCAGAAACGUGUAAAAAAGUAG
Porites lobata is the source of this 1173-nucleotide messenger RNA. NCBI's taxonomy places the organism in Eukaryota, Metazoa, Cnidaria, Anthozoa, Scleractinia, Poritidae. The record is from the annotation of a GenBank genome assembly.